Messenger RNA from Phacochoerus africanus (Common warthog), 2139 nucleotides. It is a transcript of the gene KRT78, whose product is annotated as keratin 78. Gene Ontology annotation, molecular function: structural constituent of skin epidermis. Gene Ontology annotation, cellular component: keratin filament. NCBI's taxonomy places the organism in Eukaryota, Metazoa, Chordata, Mammalia, Artiodactyla, Suidae. The record is from RefSeq and is a predicted model, not a curated record. The coding region runs from base 83 to 1687 and encodes 534 amino acids. The transcript has 9 exons. Gene Ontology annotation, biological process: keratinization; intermediate filament organization.
GCCGGGGCCUCGGGGCAGGAACUCACACACCUUGGUGAUCCUCUGUAGCUCUUCCGCAGCUGUGCCACCGUCUGUAUCUGCCAUGUCUCUCUCUCCCUGCCGUGCCCAGAGGGGCUUCAGUGCUCGCUCAGCCUGUUCAGCUCGUGGCAGGGGCCAAGGCAGGUGUAGCUUCAGCAGCAGGAGCCUCAGUUCCUUCAGGGGCUGCCGAGGAAGCUCUCGUGGGAGGGCCUGGGGGUUGGGGGGAAGGCUAGGGGUGCGGUUUGGGGAGGGGAGCGGCGGGCCUGGGCUUUCCCUGUGCCCUCCGGGAGGCAUCCGGCAAGUGACCAUCAACCAGAAUCUGCUGACCCCACUGAAGAUCGAGAUGGACCCCCAGUUCCAGGUGGUUCGGACUCGGGAGACCCAGCAGAUCAGAACCCUCAACAACCAGUUUGCAUCUUUCAUUGACAAGGUUCGGUUCCUGGAGCAGCAGAACCAAGUCCUGGAGACCAAGUGGCAUUUGCUGCAGCAGCAGGGGGUGAGGGACAGCCCCCAGGGCCUGGAGUCUUUCUUCGAGGCGUACGUGGCCCACCUCAGGAAACAGCUGGAGCAGCUGCAGAGAGAACGAGGGGCUCUGGACGCUGAGCUGAAGUCCUGCCAGGACCAGGAGGAAGAGUAUAAGGCCAAGUAUGAGCGGGAAGCCCUCAGGCACGCCACGCUGGAGAAUGACUUUGUGGUCCUCAAAAAGGAUGUGGACAGGGUUUUCCUGAGCAAGAUGGAGUUGGAAGGCAAGCUGGAAGCUCUGAAAGAGUACAUCUGCUUCUUGAGGCGUCUCUAUGAAGAAGAGCUGGGCCAGCUGCAGACCCAGGCUGGCGACCUGUCCGUGGUGCUGUCCAUGGACAAUAACCGCUGCCUGGACUUCAGAGACAUCAUCGCUGAGGUCCGCGCCCGGUAUGAGGAGAUCACCCGGACCAGCAAAGCCGAGGCAGAGAUGCUGUACCAGACCAAGUACCAGGAGCUUCAGGUGUCUGCCCAGCUUCACGGGGACUGCAUGAAGGAAACCAAAGUGCAGAUCACUCAGCUGCAGCAGGCAAUUCAGAAGCUGCUGAGUCAGAUUGAGAACCUCAAGAAGCAGAAUGCCAACUUGCAGGCCGCUGUGGCCGAUGCCGAGCAUCGUGGUGAGCUGGCCCUCAAGGACGCUCAGGCCAAGCUGGUCGAGCUGGAGGCCGCUCUGAGAACCGCCAAGCAGGACUUGGCACGGCUGCUGCGCGAGUACCAGGAGCUGAUGAGCUUGAAGCUGGCCUUGGACGUGGAGAUCGCCACCUACCGCAGGCUGCUGGAGGGCGAGGAAAGCAGGAUGUCUGGGGAAUGUGCCAGUCAGGUCACUAUCUCCGUUGGAGGGAGCAAUGCCAUUGUGUCUGGAGGAGCAGAUGGUGGUCUGGUGGGCACUUGUGGCCUCGGAGGCGAGAAGGGCAGCGUUGGGUCCAGAUGUUCCAGCAUCGUGACCGGAGGCUCCAGCGUUGUGACCGGGGGCUCCAGCAUGGUGACCAAGGGCUCCAAUGUCAUCCUGGUCUCCGGGCAGAGUCCUGCUUUGGGCUCCACCUCUGUGCCUGGCUCUGGCUCCAGCUCCAGCUCCACCUCCAGCUUCACCUCUCGCACCAUCCUGAAGAAGACAGUGGAGUCAAGCCUGAAAACGUCCAUCACAUACUGAGUGACCCAGAGGCCACUCGCUCCCCCACCCCUACCUUCCUGGGUCCUCUCAGCUCUGCUCCCAACCUCAUCACCCCCAGCUCUGCAUGGCCGGCUCUGUGUCUGCUGCCCACAGCCCGCAGCCCGAGCCAGGCCACAGGCGACUCUGCAGAAGUCUGUCAGGUUGUGCCUGCCUGCUGUCCUGAACGCGUGCCCCGUCUGGCCUUGCUCUGCGUCCUGAUUUGUCAUUUGUCUGUAGCACAGCCCCAUCCUCCAGCCAGUCAGCCUCGUUGUUCCUCUCCGGGGUGGGCUUGGCCAGACUGCAGGCCCAUCCCAAGGGAGAGGCCUGAGGCCACUGACCAGAGCCUAGGGGCUGGAAUCACCCUUGUCCUCGUCACCUGCCUCCGGGCUUCCAUGUCUGUAUUUCUGUGCACAUAUUUCCUGUGAAAUAAAGCAGCACCCAGUUGUCCCUGA